AUGGACGUGGCCGUACCUUUGGUCGACACCUUGGUCGCUCCAUUGGCUUUGGCGCCUUCUCUAUUGAACACGACCGCUUUGGUCGCUUUGAAAGAAGGUCAGUCAUUCAUGACCCAUCCAAGGCGAUUCGCGUUGUCGUUCCCGAUCGGGCUCGAGGCUCGGCCAGGGGGAGCGGAGGGGCUAAAGGGGGCUGGGUCGUUACAUGAGAGGGAGAAGGGGCGGAAUUGCUGACGAGCAUCCAUUUGUGUUUUGAAAAGAAAUCAACCCGGAGACAUGUGAAUUGUUGGGGCCGUUCGCUUUGGUUGUUCAGGUGAGUUGGGUGGGAGCAAGUGUUUUGUAGAAGGCGGGGGGGAGGGAUGACGACGGAUGAUGUGAACACCGCCGGCGACGCACGUUACCCCGCCUGACGCCAAGAGAGACGGGCUAGGGUACACGCAUCAGAGACAAGACUGACUCACUCCAUCGAAUUCCAUCCGUUCACUUCCCACAGGCCAUCAUGGGCGUCGUCGUGGUCGGGUCGUUGUUGCUCAAGCGAGCGCACGAGAAGCCACGACGAAGGUGGAAGGUCUGGCUCGGCGACGUCGGCAAGCAGAUCGUAGGACAGGCGUUUGUGCAUUCGUCCAAUGUCGCUAUAAGUGGUCAGUACAUUCUAGAACGGCGGAACGGGGGGGAAAUUGGAAUUUCUCCGCUGACUCGUCAACUCUGGCGGAUCCGUGCUCAGACUUGAUCGCUCGCCACAAACUCGAUAACCCUUGUUCGCUCUACGCGCUCAACAUUUUCAUCGACACGACCUUGGGUGUCUUGAUCGUCUAUAGCUUUCUGAGGAUCUCGACCCAUAUCCUCAAGCAAUAUUCGCCGACGUACAAGACGGGCUAUUACGGCAACCCAUUCCAAUUCACUUUCUGGGCUCGGCAGGUUAGUCCCAGAGCCCAGCCCAGCCUAAGGGACGUCACAGUGGCUGAUGAUGAAUUUUGCUCUGGACCGCCCAGGCCGCCGUCUACGUCGGUUGCCUCACAGCGAUGAAGAUCGUCGUCCUCCUGCUCUUUUGGGCCUUCCCGACCCUCUUCGUCUUCGCCAACUGGUGCCUCUCCUGGCUCGAAUCCGACGAAGCCCAAGUCAUCGCCGUCAUGCUCAUCUUCCCCAUCAUCAUGAACCUCUUUCAAUUUCUGAUCACGGAUUCUAUUUUGAGGAGUAAGGAAGUGCCUUUGGCUACUGGUGGUGGCGGUGGGGAAGGACAUGAAGGAAACGGGGAGGAUGAGGAGAGGGGUUUCUUGGAGGAUCAUGACGGGGAUCGUGACGAGGAGGAAGAGGAUGCCAAGCAUCUUGCCGGGAGAGGGAUACUCCAUGCCGCGGGUGCAGGUGAUAGUGGCUAUGAUACGGUCACGACUUUGACGUCCUCGAUGGGGAGCACUCCACCACCCCUCGGAUUACAAACCGAUGGAUUAGGUCGGAAUCGAAGAGGUUCUUUCGUAGGCGGCAACUCUACUUCGCCUCAUCAACAGCUUGGAUCGGGGUUGGAAAGGAGGCUCAGUCCUUCGAUCGCUUAUCCACCUUCGAUGACGUCGUCGGCCAAGAGGAUCGUGGUACCGGUAAGGAUCGAAACGAACAGUCAAGGUGUUUCGCCGAUAGCGAGGACGGGGACGCCGGCGAGUUAUUUGAUACCUCCUACGACGACGGCAGUGGGGAUGGAGAACCCGAAGCAAGAGGAAGAGGAUGAUUGGGGGGACAACUUUUCCAUUUUAAGCGAGGAGGGCGAAGUGGGUGGGAACGCGAAGACGGAGAAGGAGGGUCAGAAUCAGGACCAGGAACUUGGUCGAGGAUCGUUAGAACGAGCGAUCAACGAUCUGUUGGCGAAUGAUCAAGAGGAGGAGGGGGGGCAUACGAAGGUGUGGAACGAGAAGCUAGCGAGCCCCGGUGAGAUGAGGGGGUUGGAUCGGAUACGGACGACGACGAUCGACCCUCUGGCGGUGGGGGAGGAGGAUGAGGAGAUCGCGGAGGGGUGGGGUUUGUGA
Messenger RNA from Microbotryum saponariae, 2012 nucleotides. Lineage: Eukaryota; Fungi; Basidiomycota; Microbotryomycetes; Microbotryales; Microbotryaceae. The record is from the annotation of a GenBank genome assembly.